GGUGAUGUGGCUAAUGUGAAUCUAACCUUACCUUAGAUCCAUUCUGCAGAUAUGUCUUCCGACAGCAACACUGCUGGAGGCAUCCAGGGGCUUCUCCUGAAACUUCAUGAGUCACUUUCGGAUGAAGAUCCACGGGCUGCAGCUUUGAAAUGUCACGAUAUUGUCGGUGACUUGGCACAGGACUGCUUGCUUACAACUGAGAAUGAACUUGCCUUACAGACAUCCUUAUUGUUCUCAAAAGAAUAUGGACUGCUCAGCUUCCUCAGGAAGUCCCUGCCAUCAGAUGAGUUACGGGACACCCGAGUAGAGAUCUUGGGGUUCUUGGAGAAGUUCUUGGACCGGGUCUCGCCCAGAGUCAAAGGUUGGGAGAAGACUUACGCCAUUGACAUAAGAAACACAUGCAUGGCUGUGUAUACAAAGGAAAAGUUGGCCAAGUGUAGGGCUCCAGCGCUGGAUCUCCUCAUAAAGGUUCUCCAAACAACAAAAGCUUCCAGUGUGGUCGCAGAACUUCGAAUUUGUGAAAUAUUCAACCGAUUUUACAGCGAACUCUGUCAGAAGAGCAAACUAGCUGACUCUGUGCUCGGCAAAGUCUAUGAGUUGUUGGGAGUUCUCGCAGAGGUUCAUCCCAGCGAGAUGGUCCACAACUCUGACAAACUCUACAAAGCCUAUCUCGGGGAGCUAAAGGAACAGAUGACCUCUUUAACAAAGGAACCAAAACUGUAUGUUGUGGCUGGAUGUUUGAGAGGAAUCACCUCCCUAAUGGUCAACUUCACCAAAACUAUGGAAGAAGAACCAGCGACAUCUAAGGACAUUUUUCAAUAUGCCCUGAAGGCAAUCAGUCCCCAGGUGGAAAUGAGCCGCUAUGCUGUCACAUUCGCGGGGCUCAGAUUAAUUGCCAAACAUGCAUCCCAGUUCAGCAGCUGCCUGAUGGACAACUACAGAGCUUUGUUUGAGGUGAUGUCCAAGCACUGCGGACACAUCAACGCUGAGAUGAAGAAGACCAGUUACUAUGCACUUGAGGCCUUCCUCAAACAGGUGGCAGUUCUGAUGGCAGAUAAUAUUGAGGAGCACAAAAGCAAGUUGAAGUUCUUCAUGCAGAAGUUCUGCGGCAUCAUAAAGACCAUGGACUCGACACAUAAGGAACUGUCCAUUGCUAUAAAAGGAUAUGGGUUCUUUGCAGGCCCGUGCAAGAAAGUUUGUCCACAAGACGUGGACUUGAUGUACACAGAGCUGAUUCAGCGCUGCAAGCAGAUGUACCUGACGGAGUCUGAUGAAGAGGAAGAAAGCUUCUACCAGCUGCCCAGCUUCCUGGACUCUAUAGCGAGUGUCCUGAUCCACCUGGACAAGGUUCCAGAGGUGUACACCCCCCUCCUGGAGCGCCUGCUUGUGGUGCAGAUCGACAGCUUCCCUCAGUACAGCGAGAGGAUGCAGACGGCCUGCUGCAGGUCCAUCCUGAAGGUGCUGGUGGCCAUGGCCUCUAAGGGACCUGUGCUGUGGAGUUUUAUUAGCUCCGUGGUGCACCAGGGCUUGAUCCGUGUCUGUUCAAAACCCAUCAUGCUUUCCGAGGACAAAGAUGGUGGUCAAUUUCAAUCCUCCCAAAUGCGUACUGGAAAGUGGAAAGUUCCAUCCAGUCAGAACUAUCUGGCCCUGUUCAAAAGCCUUCUGGACUGUGAUCGGCUGAAGGAUUCGGGAUUUCUGGAUGGAGCUUUUGAAAGUCAGAACGCUGCUCUCCUACCGUUGAGCCGUCUGCUCUAUGACGAGCUGGUGAAAUCAAUCCUCAGAAUUGUGGAAAAGUUGGACUUGUCUGUGCAGAAAGUUGCAACAGGGGAGGAGGCUCUAGAUGAUGCGGCCCAUGUCCUGCCCUCUUCUGACCCCACAGCUCAUCUGUUGCCCAACAAGAUCAAAGAUUUCACUGCCUUUAUCAACCUGGUGGAGUUCUGCAGCGAGUUGUUGCUGAAAAAACAUGUGGAGUAUUUUGACUCCUGGAUGUAUCCCUUAAGCCAUGAACUUAUCCUUCACUCCAUACGAAAUCCACUCGUCAGUGGCUUUUACAAGCUGCUCUCUGUCAACAUGAAAAUCGGCAAGAGAAUCAAGUACUACCAGGGAGUUGGCACAAGAAGCUCUUCAUCCCCGCAGAGUGACACGGUGAAAAGUUCUUGUUUUGAACUCUUCUCAAAGUUUGGAAAAGAGGUGUGUGUGAGAAUGAAGCAGUACAAAGAUGAGCUGCUGGCGUCCUGCUUGACAUUUGUCCUCUCGCUGCACCACAACAUCGUAGCUCUGGACAUCAAGGCCUACUGUCCUGCUCUUGAGGCGGCCCUGAAGUUGGGUCUGAGCCAUGUUCCUUUGGCCAAUUCGGCCCUGGAUGCCCUGGAAGACUGGUCCUCCCACAUUCCUCUGGAGACCAUGCAGCACUGCUACACAAACAUCCUUCCUCUUCUGGACGGGUACCUGAAAAGCACCUCCAAAAACAAUAAAGAUGAGAGCAACUGGGAGGUGGUGUCCUCUCUGUCUUCAAGGAAUGACAAAGGAUACAAACGAGUGAUGAUGCGGCUCAUGAAAAAAUCAAACCAGCUCAGCAUGGAAGAUGCUCCUCUUGACAUUGUGAGGCUCAGGGUGGUAAAGUUGCUCGGUCAUCUGGGAGGAAAGCUGAACAGGAACCUUGUAACUGUGGUCUCAUCAGAGGAAACCAUGAAGAAAUUUGUCGCCUGGGAUUCUGAGAAAAGGCUCAGCUUUGCAGUGCCGUUCGCCGAUAUGAAGCCGGUCAUCUACCUCGACCCAUUUCUGCCUCACAUCAGUGAACUGGCUCAGUCCACCAGUGACAGACAAACCAAAGUAGCGGCUUGUGAGCUUCUCCACAGCUUGGUGGUCUACAUGGUAGGGAAGAGUGCUCAGAUGGUGGAGGGGGAGAAUAAACUGCCGCCCAUGUACAAGCUGUUCAAGAGGCUGUUUCCCGUGCUACUGCGGCUAGCCUGUGAUGUCGACCAGGUGACCAGGCAGCUCUUUGAACCGCUUGUAAUGCAGCUAAUUCAUUGGUUCACGAACAACAAGAAGUUUGAGAGCCAAGAUACUGUAGCUGUCCUAGAGGCCAUCAUGGAUGGUGUGGUUGACCCAAUGGAUAGCACUCUCAGAGACUUCUGUGGCCGCUGCAUUGAGGAGUUUGUCAAAUGGUCGAUCAAACAAACCACCCCAAAGCAGCAGGAGAGGAGCCCGACUAACAUGAAGUCCUUGUUUAAGCGGAUCUACAGCUUGGCUCUCCACCCCAAUGGAUUCAAAAGACUUGGUGCAGCCCUAGCAUUUAAUAGUAUCUACAGACAGUUCAGGGAGGAAAAGACCUUGGUAGAGCAAUUCAUCUUUGAAGUUCUUGUCAUAUUUGUCGAAAGUCUGGCUCUUGCACACUCAGAUGAGAGAUCUUUGGGUACUGUGCAGCAGUGUUGCACCGCCAUUGAUCAUCUGAAAAGAAUCAUCAAUCAGAAGGCCCCCAGUCUCAAUGAGCACAAUGCUAAGACACGCGUCCCAAGGGGCUUUCCUCCUGAUGGAAAGCUGUGCCUCUCUGAUGUGGUUGUAUGGCUCCUGGAACAAUGUGGCAGACCUCAGACCGAGUGCCGCCACAAAUGCAUGGAACUCUUCUAUGAGUUCAUACCUCUCCUCCCAGGGAAGAAGUCUCCACCUCAGUGGGUGGAUGGCAUGCUGAAGGACCACGGCAAAGGUUUCCUGAUCCCUCGAUUUGAGGGUGGAGGUCUCCUCUCUCAGCCCACUCUCAGGGACCUGACGGGUCCUUUCAGUGUCAGAGCCACCCUGCAGUGGAUGGACCUACUGUUGGCUGCCCUGGACUGCUACAACACCUUCAUCCACUUACAAAUAAUCAAACCUCAUCAGAUGCUUAGCUCUGAAGAGAACUCAAGUUUUCUUAAAGCUAUACGUUUCUUUUUGACUGAGCUGUCAACUCAAGAACUGGCAGCGGCGGAGAGCUGUUUCCCUCUCGCUAAGAAGACCUCUCACUUCAGCCCAAGAGAAGUGGACCAGUUCAACUUCAGCAAGUGCACCAUCACUGUCCGCCUGCUGGAGUUUACCACUAUGAUUCUUGUCAAAGGAGACCAGGAGUUUUGGAAGCUUCUGGAGCAUGACAUUUUUGUCUCAGAUUUCUUUAAGCUGACUGCGCUCGUGGUGUGUGAGCCGUCUACCGUAGGUUUCAACAUGGCAGAUGUGGAGGUAAUGAAGAACCUACCAGAAGUGUGUGUUCCUCUACUGAAGGUGCUGCUGGCUUCACCUUAUCGCUCCUGCCUUGAAAGCAGUUUGCGGGUAAAAAUCUCCCGUAACAGUGUGGAGGAGUUGUGUACUGUCGACUUCUACCAGUCCAGCACUGUGAGCCGCCACGACCAGAUGGAGAUGGUUCUGUCUUCCUGUAAGCAGAUCAACAAAGCCGACUUCCUCAGCUCUAUCCUGCACAGCCAGGAUGCCACCUUUGCCCAAUCCCUUGGAUCCCGGCUUUUAAUGACAGUGUAUAAAGGUAUAGCACCCGGUGAGGACAGGAAGGCCCUUCCAUCUUUGGACAUAAAUACCAAGAGGCUGGCAGAUAACCUGCUUCAGCUUUCCUUCUCUCUGAGUCAACAGAGUGAGCAGCUGGUGGAAUUGUUGUUGAACACCAUCAUGCUUUCUGUGCCAAUAUCUGGAAGUCACAGCCAUAGAUUCCUCAGCUUCUCGCACGGCGAGUACUUCUACAGCCUCUUCCAGAUGACCAUCAACACUGAGCUGCUGAGAAGUCUGGACACCACAGUACCCCGCCUCAUGAAAGCGUCCUCCCUAAACCCCAGCAUGGUGAGUGUGUUGCUGAACGGCAUGCUGGACCACAGCUUCAAAGAGCGCUCUGUGAGGAAGACUCAGGGAAAACAGCUGGUCGAAGUGGUGCUGAGAAAAUGGAAUAGUCUGCAGUCCUGGUGGGAAGGAGACACCUCAACUCCAGAGAGCAAAACGGCCACUCUACUGCUCCUCUCCAAACUCCUACAGAUUGACUCCUCUGUCUGCUCUGAUACAACCCAUAAAGCGUUCAGACCGGUGUUUUCCACGUUCACUAUGCUGCUGGUUGACAUGACUCUGCCAUUGAAUCUCAAGAGUCAGGCUCUGCUGGUGUUGCCCUUCUUCACGACCCUCCCAGAGGAGCCAUUAACUGAGUUGCAGACAGCGCUUGAUUCUCUGGUAGUGUCCCACUUCCCGAUGCAGUCCGAUGAGUUUGGAAAGGGCUCGCUUCACCGCAACAACUACAUGGACUGCAUCCGAAAGAUGCUGGAUGCUCUAGAGCUUUCCCAGAGCCCGCUGCUGCUCAAACUGAUGGCAGGGAUUCUGUGUCGAGAUAGAAAACACAUCAUGGAGGAGGCUUUUCAAACAUGCUUCCAAAGAAUUGCAAAGCGGUCAAGCAGUGAGCGGCAGCUGCAGCUACUGUGCACAGUGUACGGGGUGAUCCAGCAGGGGGACGUGCCGAUGAGCUCCAUGCUGCAGGCCAUGAUGGAGAGGGUUCUGCUGCCUCUUGCGUCUCACUGUAGCACCAAAUCCCUGAAAGACUUCUUUGUGGCAAAUGUCUCCGAAAUAAUAGUUUUGCUCCUAAGCCGCUUUACUAAGUCAAAUGACACAGAAUUCGAGAUCCAGUUGAUGAAGAAGAGCGGCUGCUACAAGCUGAUGGAGCUCCUGUAUUCCCGCCUUCCCAAAGAAGAGGUUUACUCCAAGGAAUCCCGCAUUAAUCAAGCCUACUGUCGCUCAGACAAAACGGAGGGGAAUGAGAUGUCCAAAACCCUGAUCAAGUCAUGUUUUGAAGCAUUCACUGAGAACAUGGCUGGUGAGACUCAGCUCCUUAAACUUAGGAGACAGUAUCACUGUGCCGCAUACAACUGUGCCAUCGCUGUGAUCAGCUGCAGCUUCAAUGAGCCCAAAUUCUACCAUGGCUUCCUCUUCAGUGAGAAACCAGAGAAGAAUCAGUUCAUUCUGGAGAAUAUCAUUGACAUCGAAAGGACCUUCAACUUUUCAAUUGAAAUUGAGGUCCCACUUGAGAGAAAGAAGAAGUACGUCAUGAUUCGGAAUGAAGUGAGCGAGGAGAACGGAGAAGCGCCGAUGUAUCUGUCCUCGCAGUCUUACAUGGCCGACAGCAGCCUGAGUGAGGAGAUGAGUCAGUUUGACUUCUCCACCGGAGUCCAAAGCUUUUCCCUGAGCUCCCAAAACCCAGAAGGGCAGAGACGCACCGUUGCAAAAAAUGAGACAGAAGAGUCAAAUUCAUCCCAGGAUGCAAUGGUGGAUCUAGAAAUGGAUGAGCUAAAUCAGCAUGAAUGCAUGGCCACCAUGACCGCUCUUAUUGGACACAUGCUGAGGAACAACAUAACACCCAAAAUUGAACAGGGAAACAUGCCUACUGAACUUCCUCCAUGGAUGAAAUUUCUACAUGUAAAACUCUCAAAUCCAGCAACACCUCUGAAUAUUCGACUCUUCAUCUCAAAGCUCAUCAUCAACGCAGAGGAGGUUUUUCGACCAUACGCCAAACACUGGUUGGGGCCGCUCCUGCAGGUCGUGGUUUCUGGAAACAACGGAGGAGAGGGGAUUCAUUUCAUGGUGGUGGAUAUUGUUGUCACAGUGCUCUCUUGGACAAGCCUGGCCAGCCCCAAGGGUAACCCCAGAGAUGAAGUGCUUGCCAACCGGCUGUUAGAGUUCCUGAUGAAGCAUUGUUUCCACUCCAAGAGGGCCGUUUUCCGCCACAAUCUGGAGAUCAUUCGUACUCUCGUAGAGUGCUGGAAAGACUGUCUGCAUGUGCCCUACAGUCUGAUAUACGACCGAUUUCGUGGCACCGACCCAAAUAGCAAAGACAACUCUGUUGGACUUCAGCUGCUGGGAAUCAUCCUGGCCAACAAGCUCCCUGCCUACGAUUCCUCCUGUGGAAUUGAAUAUGAUGGGUACAUCCAGUCUCUCACCAACAACGUGUCCUUUGUGAGGUAUAAAGACGUCUAUGCAGCUGCUGCUGAAAUUAUCGGCCUCGUCCUGAAGGAUAUGACUGAAAUGGGGAAUCAUCGCCAGGAGCUUCUCAAUCUUGCUGCAAGUAAGAUAUCAAAUCUGAAGAAAAAAGACAUGGAUGACAAGUUCAUUAUUUGCUUGAACAAAGUGUCAAAGCACUUUCCUCCAUUCAUGGAUCGGUUUGUCAACUUUGUGUUCUCCCUUCUGCCGAAGCUGCACGGCAUCUUAAAGACUCAUUGUUUGGAGUGUGUGCUGAGCCGAGCUGAUAUCAUCCCAGAAAUCUUUCUUCAUCUAAAGACCACAGGCUUCAUUCAGAUGAUGGGCCAUAGGGAUGAGCCGAGGCAGAGAGUGUGUCUGGAUAUCAUCCACAAGAUCAUUUCCCGCCUGACUCCAGUUGAGCUUCAGGAGCUCCUGGGAGCUGUGACAGCUUUUGUGUCCCAUCCUUCACCAGUGUGCAGAGAGAGGAUGUAUGACAUCCUGAUGUGGAUCCAGGACAACUACAGCGAUGCAGAGAGCAUGGAAGACAGCAUCUCCGUCGAUGUCUUGAAUGCAGCCAAAGAAACUUUGCUGCAGGGACUGUCUGAAGAAAACCAAGGCCUUCAGCUUUAUGUUCGGAACUUCUGGAGUCAGGAGAAGCGCCUCCCCACUGCGACCCUUGAGCGAAUGAUGGCAGUGCUUGGUUCUCUGUACUCCUGUCGAAUAGAAAAGUGUUUCUUAAGCUUGGUUACCAAUCUGCUGCUGGAAACGACCAGCCAGAGUCCUGACUUUGAACGAAACAUGUUUGAGUAUCCACUGUCAGAGUGUACCUUCCAGGACUAUGUGAUUGAUUCCAACUGGCGCUUCAGGAGUACAGUCAUGACUCCCAUGUUUGUUGAAACCCAAAGCUCUCAAAACCCUGAGAGCGUGUCAGCGUCGCAGUCUGGAAGCAUAAAGGGGAAGCUCCGAGCCACUCAGACUUCAUUAGAGUUCAGCCAAACCCAAACAGCAGGCCGACGUACAGCAUAUAACUGGCUGACGGGCAGCAGUGUGGAUACACUAGCAGACUACACCCUUCCCUCUGAGUCUCUGUCGUCAUUGUUGGUGUUUGAUAAGAAAUCAGAGAGGCAGACUGCAGCAAGGAGGCCAGUAGGAGAAGGAUUUGGCCUCAGGCGCCCCACUGCAUCAACAGAUGAUGUGGACCGCCGCACACGAGCUGCAAACGAACAGCGUAAUAACAUCCUAAGAUUGAGACGCAGAUUUCUCAAGGAUCAGGAGAAAGUCAGCUUGAAUUUUGCACAAAAAGAGAUCCAACAUCAAAGACAGAAAAAGGAAGACAAAGCUGAUCAGAGGCUAAGAAAAGAGGCUCAGGUGACUCUGUACCGUAACUACAGAGUGGGAGACUUUCCAGACGUCCAGAUCCCGUACAGCAGCCUCAUCGCCCCUCUUCAAGCACUAGCUCAGAGAGAUCCGAUUUUAGCCAAGCAGCUGUUCAGCUCUCUGUUUGCUGGAAUCUUUCAAGAAAUGGAAAGACUCAAGCCAAGAGGGGAGAGCGGGAGGAUUAAAGAGGAGCUGCGGUGCAACAUGAAUACAUUCCUGAGCAAAAGCUCACUCUGCUUCCCUCCAUUCAUAGCAUGUGUGCAGGACAUGUGCCACCAGCAUAAGGAGCUGCAUGAUCUCGAUCCAGCAGCCAUCAGCUCCACUUGCCUGAUGAGUCUCCAGCAGCCGUCGGGCAUCCUGCUGCUGGAGGAAGGCUUGUUGCAAGGCGGUGGGGGUCACGAAGAGCCUCUUGCAAAGCGCUCCCGAGGACGCAAAGAAAUCCCCCCAGAUACCAACAAAUGGAUCCACCUUGCAAGGCUUUACAGAUCCUUGGAGGAUUUCGAUGUUGUGCGUGGCAUCUUUGGUGGUAAAGUUGGGACCAAGUCCAUCACCUGUGCUGCACUUCAAGCUGAAGCCAACAAUGACUUUGCAGAAGCUGUGAAGUUUUACAACGAGGCUCUCAACACGGAGCUGUGGAGUGAUAAUGAGCCCACAGACUCUGAGAAGGACUUCUGGGAGAUAGCUGCAAUGGAGGCCUACAGUCAUCUGACUGAGUGGAAGUCCCUCCAGUACUGCUCCACUGUGUACAUAGAUGAAAACUCCCCACCCAACCUCGAGAAGAUGUGGUCUGAGCCGCUCUACCAGGAUAUGUACCUGCAGCACAUGAUCCGCAGCAUGUUGAAGCAGCUGCAGCUGGGUGAGACGGACCAAACUCUUCUCACCUUUAUCGACAAGGCCAUGAAGGUGGAGGAGCGCAAAAAGCUGCUGGAAAGCCAUUACAGCCAAGAGCUCAGCUUGCUCUACAUCCUGCAGGAGGACUAUGACCGUGCAAAAUACUACACCAACUACGCCAUGCAGCUCUUCAUGCAGAACUACUCCAGUGUGGAUACACUGUUGACUCAAAGUCGGCUGACCAUCCUGCAGUCAGUGCAGGCUUUGACUGAAAUCCAGGACUUCCUGUUGUUCAUUAAAGAAGAGGUGUCUGUGAGCUCACUAAAGCGGCUCAUGAGACUGUGGACUGAGCGGUACCCUGAUGCUAAAGCGGAUCCAAUGAACUUAUGGGAUGACAUCAUCACAUCUCGAUGUUUCUUCUUGGACAAGAUCAGGGGAAAGCUGAGGGGCCACGCUCCCAGUGACAGCAUGGAGAUGGACACCUCAGAAGACCCAGCAGGUGACCUUGACACAUUAGUUAAUGAGUGCAAGUUCAACAUGAAGCUACGAAUGGCAGACAGCGCGUGGAAGCAGAAUAACUUUCCUGUAGCCACCAAGCUGCUGAAGGAACUUCACAGAGAGGCCAAAACGAACAGAGGCUGGUUGAUGCAAUGGGUCCACAGCUUUAGCCGCUACAACCAUAAACGCAGCCAGGCCCAGGGUCCUGUGGAGCAAAUCAGUACAGUGCUGAAGACUAUCCCAUUCUUUGAGGAUCUUCAGGAUGACUGUCAGAGCGCCACAGCUAAGACAUUCAGAUACCAAAAGAUCCUCCAGGCUACGUCUUUCAACAUCCUGGCCUCGGCUGUAAGCAAGAGCCCCUCUGUGCUGGGAACUAUUGAAGCUGAGAAAGCAGAGAGAAUUGCAAAGCUCUCUGGAUCUGCUUGGCCCAGUGCAGAUCCAAAGAAAUUGGAAAUGGGGCUGCAGCUAAAAGCAUUGCAGUUGCUGCGUGAUGCUACCAGAAAGGCUGAUGAAGAGCUCCAGUCUUAUACUCAGGACUGUGUGGAAAGCAGCAGCAUCAUUGAGACAUACAUGGCUUUGGCUAACUUCUGUGACGGGCGGCUGCGGGAGGAGGAGCAGAAAGAUACCGAAAGCCAAUUUCCAGACCUGAUGGGACUGCCUGUUCAUGUAGUGGAGAGCAUGUUGAAAGCACUGAAGAUGAACUCAGAAGAAGCUCGCCUCAAGUUCCCACGUCUGCUACAGAUCAUAGAGUUGUACCCCUGAACACUGGACCUCAUAACAAAAGAGGUGAUGACCAUUCCCUGCUGGAUGCUGAUUGGCUGGAUUAGCCAAAUGGUCGCCCUACUGGACAAGCCCGAAGCAGUGGCCGUGCAGCACUGCAUUGGGCAGAUAGCAGAGUGCUAUCCUCAGGCACUGGUUUACGCUCUGAUGAUCAGCUGCGAGAGUUACCAGUUUGAGGACUCUGCUCCAGGCUUCAAGCAGAAGGAAUUUGUCAACAGGCUCAUGAGCAUGCUUGAUAAAGGAGGAGCUGUGAGAAACUUUGUGGAUGCACUGCAGCAGCUUACAAACCCUGAUAUGCUUUUUAGGGAUUGGUGGGACGGUGUGAAAACCGAAUUGGAGAGACCAAGCUUCAACAAGAAUCAGAUGGCCAACAUGUAUGAGGAGAUGUUCUCUUCCCUCGGGGAUCGUAACAUGGGCCGUCAUGGAAAGUUUCGUACAAAAUUCAUCAAGAAAUUCUCCAAAGAGGUGGAGAAACUACUGGGACCUAAAGGCAGCCAUCUGUUUGAGAAGAGAAAAGAAAAGAGUUUUGUGCGGAAGGUGGAUGAACUGGCAGCAUCCAUGCGUACAUUUCCAAAUGAGGCGCCAGGGAAUCUGAAGGAGUACUCGCCCUUGCUGAGUGGAUUUAAAGCAGACACAUUCAACAAUGAGCUAGAGAUUCCCGGACAAUAUGAUGGCAGAUCCAAACCUUUGCCAGAGUAUCAUGCAAAAAUAACUGGCUUUGACGAAAGGGUAAAGGUGAUGUCCUCUAUUCGCAAACCGAAAUGUCUGAUCUUCCGUGGGGAUGAUGAACGGGAUCACCCCUUCCUGGUGAAGGGUGGAGAGGACCUUCGUCAGGAUCAACGCAUCGAGCAGCUUUUUGCUGUCAUGAACAUUCUUCUGAGUCACGAUGCAGCCUGCACAAACAGAGGCAUGCAGCUGCGCACCUAUCAAGUCAUUCCCAUAACCACAAGAAUCGGCCUCAUUGAAUGGAUGGAGAAUACCUGCACUCUGAAAGAGUUCUUGCUCAACACAAUGACUGACGCUGAAAAGCAAACGGCUGGAAGGUGUUCCGAAGACUACAAUAAAUGGCUUCAAUCCAUCAGUCCAAAGACAAAUGGGAUAGCACUAUAUGGUUUAGCUUACAAGAAAGCCAAACGUAAUGAGACGGUCAACAACUUUUCCAAAGUGUUGAAGAAUGUACCCGGCGAUCUCCUGAAGAGAGCUUUCCUGAAGAUGUGCAACAGUCCAGAGGCCUUUCUUUCCUUGCGCUCCCACUUCAUCAGCUCGCAUGCCUUGCUCUGUGUGAGCCACUGGAUUCUAGGUAUUGGAGACCGUCAUCUCUCCAACUUCAUGAUCAACAUGGAAACGGGAGGCAUGAUCGGCAUCGACUUUGGUCAUGCAUUCGGUUCAGCCACACAGUUCCUCCCUGUGCCUGAGCUCAUGCCAUUCCGGCUGACACAGCAGUUUGUGAAUCUAAUGCAACCGUUGAAGGAGUCGGGUUUGAUCCAGAGCAUCAUGGUACACUCCCUCCGAGCUUACAGAGCUGAGCCAGACCUUUUGCUAAACACCAUGGAUGUGUUCGUCAAGGAGCCCUCCCUGGACUGGAAGAACUUUGAGUUGAAACAGCUGAAGAAAGGAGGCACAUGGACGGAAGACGUAAACACCAAAGAGAUCAACUGGUACCCUCUGCAGAAGGUGAACUUUGCCAGAAGAAAACUAGAAGGCGCAAAUCCAGCUGCUAUAACCAGUGAGGAGCUGAAGCUGGGCUUUGAGAAGGACGCUUCUUUCCCGGGGCUCCAGUCUGUGGCCCUGGGGAGUGAGGAGCACAACAUUCGUGCUAAGCUUCCAGCUGCAGGCUUGUCGGUGGAGAAGCAGGUGGACUGUCUGCUUGACCAAGCCAUGGACCCAAAUGUGCUCGGCAGAGUUUGGGCGGGCUGGGAACCAUGGAUCUGAUUUGUUUUCUUUUACAAUAAUUGGCCAGCAACUCAUUGCUGGAUUGUCGCACCCACUUUGGGUAUGAACAGGAAAUCAGGGAACAUUGUUUAAAAAGUAUCCUUGUAAGGUCAAAUGUUUUGUGUUUUCUACCUGUAAAAGAUGUUUUUAUAUAUAAUAUGAAAGUAAUUUGGCAGUAUCCGUAUAUUAUCGCACACUUUACUUAAAAUCAAAACAUUUUUGUGUAGAAAAACAAUGUAAUUUGAGAAGUAGUGAAAAUGACAAAGAUUCUUGUUUUAACAAUGACACAACAAGGGCAUACAUUGGCAAUUCCUUGCACUUAAAUUCUACUGGAAGAGAACCAAUCAUCACCAUCAUUUAUUUCUGUCUUGUGAUAAAGGAGAAGAGAUAUGAUCACUUGGGUCGUCUUUUUAAAAUCUUCGAACUAUGAACUUGCGAAAAUGCAUUUAUUAUAUAUUUUUGUGAUGCAUACAAACUCAUAUUUUUUCAUUGCAGGAAAAACUUUAACCUUACAUUUUAAAGCAUUUCAAAGAAGCAAAGAGAGCAGUGACUGUUGCAAUAUUUUAUUGGCUAGCAAUUCAAGGCUCAAGCUCAACACUUUUUCAAGUCUACACAAAAAUGGACAAUAGGUAAUGACAUCAACACGGAUCACACAAAGGUUCAAGCAUAUAAUCGCAUUAAUACAUUUCAAUCACUAUAUAUAUGUAACACUUUACCAAUGAACGUUUAAUGAAAGCAUUUAGCUCAAAGCAUUGCUGUACUCAAGUAAAGCCUGUCAUUUCUGCUAGCGUGGCUAAUGACUUAAGGCCUCAUAUUAUCCUGGAAAGAGCGAUUUGGUCUACGCCAUGGAGAUCUACGAUCAGCAAAGCAUAUUGAUUUGCUCUGUGGAGAUCUACGAUUAGAGGGGCUUUGUGAAGUGAUCUUCAGAGGUCUACGGUCAGAAGCGUUUUUUUAAAGGCCUCAGCUAAGCUGAUGUCACAGUGAUCCCCAACAUAUGGGUACUUGCAUUCACACAUUGCUAUCAAGGUCCUUGGCACAACAACACACUUGCCAUGUUGCCCACAGUUUAUUUUGGAGCAGAGAUGUUCUAUACGGCCCACAAUCCUUUUGAAAAGUAUUACGUGUAACAUCAUUUGGAGCUUUCCCAGCAUCAGUGGAGGUUUGACUCUUUUUUCUAAAGGCAUGCACUUCUGUGAGCGUGUCAAACACAUGCUUUCCAAAAAUGGAUUCCUUACAUUUCCUUAGUAUCUUUGCUACAUUCAAACAAUCUUUAAACCUCUUAGGUAAACACCUACUAAUAGCUUCUUUAAUAUCUGCAGCCUUGGUGUAAGUUGCUUUUACCUGUCUGGCUACAGCCACAGUAACUGUUCCUCUCUUUAUCUCGGUAAAUCCUGUCAUAACAUGUCCGUUAAGGAAAGGUAUGUUAUGUGUUGUAAAAGCAGUGACCAUCCAAUCAUACCUGGCAUAUAUUUUGGCCAAGAAGGCCUUGAUACUCUGCUAUUUCUUGAUGCUCUUUGGUGUCAUCGAUUCGCUCAAAAACGUCUCUUUCUAUGUAAGCAGCACUGUCAGAUAAGCACCUCUGGUGUGAUUUGAACAAAGCUGAGGCAGAUUCGGACAUAGUCUUGAGGGCAGUUUUAAACAAGACAUGGGUGGUUGUUCCUUUAAAGUUGUAAUACAUUUUGUUAAGCAUACUGCCGUUACACAUAAGCUCAUUCAAAUACGAAAACUUGACUUUGAUAUCCUCUUCAUGACAUUUUAAACUAUUAGCCAGAACAUCCCCAAGGUUUUGUGUAAGGGAGGAUGGUUCAGCUGUCAAGAGAUGGUGUAAGUCCAAAGUGCUGUCUGCGUAUUGGCUAUAAUGUGUAAAAAAAAUCUCUUCGAGUGCCUUCUUUUCUGAGCUAGUAGUUUUAGAAUUACUAGACACUAACUCUGUGUAUUUAUACCAGGCUUUCUCUAUGUUGUUCACUGGAAUUUGGUAGACACCAGCUGCCCACUUCAUUUCUGCAAGAAAGAUGUCAAACUUAACAUCAAGAGCUUUAAGGUUAGAGUUUACAACAUUCUGUGGGUCUGCUUGUGGCACUAGCAGCAGCAGCAUGGUUUUAAUCCCUCCAGCAAUGUGUCCCCCAACUAUUGGUGUAUUAAUAAUACUAAUAAUAACUUAAACUUAUAUAGCGCCUUUCAUGGUACCCAAGGUUGUUGGGGUUACAAAUAGGGAGGAGAAAAGGGGAGUGGGGGUUAGGGAUCAAAGGACUUAGUGCAGAGAAAUGUUUUGAGGUGCUUUUUGAACAUGGGCAGUGAUUGGGCACAGCGUACGUGGAGUGGUAGACUGUUCCAGAGUGUGGGAGCAUUGGCAGAGAAGGCCCUGUCCCCAAAAAGCAACAAGAACCUCUCCAAUCUCCCUAUAAUUUUUCUUAAACCAAUUUUGUAUCUUUUCACGCUUCGUUUCUCUGCCUCCACUUUUAUGUCCUUGCUCUGAGGGUCUUUCGCAUUCAGAAGUUUCCAUCGGAGUGUCUGGUGCAGCGUUUAGGACAGGGAGGCCGGAGGACAUCAACAGCAGGAACAGCAGGCCAGGGGUCCACAUGACUGACAACACAAACACAAUAUGACAAUAACUGUAAUGAAGUUUGUAUGGGUAUGCAAAGAUAUCAAUGAACAUAAAACAUCUGAGUAAAAUAUUUUCAUGCAUUCUCCUUUGUCCAACCACGCUUUCCAAAUAAUCACAUUUUAAGAUUAGUAGCCUCACUUGUAGACACAACAACCUGACACCAAUCAAAUGUUUAAUCCCUCAACAUAGAAAGCAGACCAGGAAGGAGGCGUGGAGUGCUGAUCUGCCGUGGAAUGACUCCUCAGAAAGCUGAUGUGUUGGUGCUGCGCUGGGCCCUUGGAAUGGUCAGAGAGUUGAAUUGUUGAUUAUAUCGGAGCUCAAUUAAGUUUUGGAGAUGGUUUCAGAUCUGCAGGCUUUAUAAGAAACUGACCAGUCCCACCUUUAUGAUAAUAAGGCAGUUUUUAUCCAUAUUUGGCUUGAUGGAGUUGGAGGGGUGGCUUUGCCUUAUAGAGUGGAACAGAAGGAGGGACGUUAUUAGUUCAUAGUGUUUAUUUUAGCGCUUUUCGAAGUGCUAAAAGUCCUUUAAAUGACAUAUUACAUACAUCAGACAUGUAAUACAUGCAAUUUAGUAGUGUUUUACCCAAGGACACAACAGCAUGUUGACUGCAGUGGCUGUUAAGUUAGGAUUUAACCUGUGCUUCCCUGGUCCCAAUCUGAUGAUCAGCGCUCUAAACCACUGCGCCACAGCCACCCUUUAUUGACCUGAAAGAGUUCCUAAUCCUCCGGUUACAAUAAAGUCAAAUAAUAAAAUGCACUCUGAAUUAAACUUUAAUGAACAACUACAUUUUUAGCUACAGCACACAACAUACUAUCCAAAUGCCUGACAGGGUUUAAUGGCAUCCCUUCACCAUGACAGCAUAACAGUAUUUAUUAAUGAUGUUCCCUGCUUGCAAAACAUAAAAAACGUAGGUUGUAUGGGACCACCGUUUUCCAGAAAGUUUCCAUUAGAAUUGCUACAAGAGUAUUGAAGUUGAGCACAGUGUACAUAAAAAGCAGAACUGAGAUGUUAGCCUGCUUGAUGUAAGGCAGGAAACAGUGGGGGGUGAAAGCAGAACUGACGAAGCACAGACUGGUUUCGAAAUUCUUCAGAGAAGCUCUGCAAUAAGUUACUAAGAUCGACCAAAGCUCUGCUGAGGACUUUCUGCAAUAUGUUAAGACAUGUUGUAAUAUCUUUAAGGCCAUUUGGAAGACAACUGUUUUAAGACAUUACAGAUCACACUUUGUAACUAAAGGUAGUAAGACUGUUUUUAUAUUCAAUAAAUACGUAGAUUAUCCAUUA
Eleginops maclovinus (Patagonian blennie) is the source of this 16268-nucleotide messenger RNA. RefSeq names its product protein kinase, DNA-activated, catalytic subunit (gene prkdc). Gene Ontology annotation, molecular function: DNA-dependent protein kinase activity; protein binding. Gene Ontology annotation, cellular component: nucleus. Lineage: Eukaryota; Metazoa; Chordata; Actinopteri; Perciformes; Eleginopidae. Gene Ontology annotation, biological process: telomere maintenance; intrinsic apoptotic signaling pathway in response to DNA damage; immunoglobulin V(D)J recombination. The record is from RefSeq and is a predicted model, not a curated record.